Molecule: messenger RNA, 3126 nt
Organism: Porites lobata
Lineage: Eukaryota; Metazoa; Cnidaria; Anthozoa; Scleractinia; Poritidae
Source: the annotation of a GenBank genome assembly
AUGAGUGUUUUGGAAGUUUUUCAGUGGAUAAAAACUAACUUUAACGAAACAGUCGCCGCCAAAUUCAAAGGUAAGCUAAAGUCAAACUCCACUGAGCGAAGUACACAAGUGGCGCGAAAAAAGUCAAGCAAAUUUUCCGUACUUUUCUUAUUUAUUUAUUUAUUUAUUUAUUAUUUUCCCACAAUAAAGAUUACACAAGCAUUACAUUAUACAAAGAUGUGGCGAGGGGACCUCAGAAAACCACAAGGCUUGUACGAGGAGGCCCCCUCGUUACAAUAAUAUUAAGCAAUAGAACUAUAACAACACACAACAACGGACAGUACAAGACGCAUUAUCGAUAUAGUAGAAAAUCAAAAACUUUCGUUUUAAACGAUUGCAAUGUAAAAAUCGAAGUGACUGAGUUUGGUAAAGAAUUCCAAAUUUUAGGGCCGAAAUAUUAGUUGGAUUUAAGAUAAGCGACUCAUUAACAGAAGCGCCAAGAAAACUACGAAAAGAUACUUGUGUGUCUGGAAUUUUCCUUGCUAAAUUCGGACCUAUGUUGGUGAAGAACUUACAAAAGCAGUUAGCUAUUUCUUGUGGAUCAUUUAACAGUUUUCCAUCAGAGAAAAAGGAAUUUGGCAGAGCUGCUUUUCUGCUCGGUUUGUUGAUUACAUCAUUGAUUAGUUUCCAAGUUUCUUUCAGGUUAUUUUUAGCCUUCUCAAAUUUUGCAUCAUAGUACUUUCGUUUAGCAAUUUUUAUAAGAUGAUUCAGUUUGUUCCGAUAGCGUUUGUAUUCUAACUCAGUAGUUGAGUCCCUAGAAUUAAUGAACUGCUUAUAGAGUUUAUCUUUUUUCCUGAUAGAAACAAGCAGAGAUUGCGUUAUCCAAGGGGAGCGCAUUACUUUCUUUGUUUUAAGUUUUAUCGUUUUUAAUGGAAAGCUUUCAUUGUAUAAUCGAACAUACUCACUCACAAAACUAUUAUAACAUUCAUUAGUAUCGCUUUCAUCGAAACGUAAAUUCCAAUUAACACGAGAAAGAGAGAGCCGAAAAUUGCUCUUAUUGCUCUUCUUCUAACGGAGCAAAACAUCAAUGGAAAAGGACUCCCUUUCCUAGCAAAUAGAGGCACCAAAGACCAAAUGGAAGCCUGUGGAUUGGAGCUUAUAGGCGACCAAAUGAAAUUGUUGGAGGUUCUCGACGCAAUGGAGUCGGACAUAAGCUUUAAAAACCAUCAACCAAAAAAAUUGACAAAACCAUCAACCAAAAACAUCGACAAAGAACUACGCAAGCGAAUGUACAAUGCUAAGUAAGUUGGAUUUUUCUUUUACUUUGUAAGUUUACAAUUAAGUCAUCGUCUGAGGUGAGGCUAAAAAAGGAACAUCCCAAUGUAAAUCCUGAGUGGAAUUUAUGGGGAAAGGAUUGGGUAUUUGACGAAAUCUACAUCGUGUUGUUUAUUUUUUAUUAGUUGAUGUGAUGUUUGAAGUGACCUUAGAUAUUAACAACACUCGGUGCCUUUCUCUCCGACUGUGAGAGUGAAAAUUUAUUUUUGUAAACUUCAAGUAGAAAUCUUCAUCUGUUAGUCAAAACAAAAUGUGAACUUAAUCUAGCUUUCAACUAGAUAACUAUUUCUACCUGUAUUUUUACAGCUGAUGAUAAAUGCUAAGGAAACAGUUUACGUUGUAUCUGCCAGAGAAGGAAGAGGAAAUUGACCAAAGAUGAUCUUUUUUUUUCUAAACAGAAAGAAAGCUGUGAGAGCUGCUGUAAUAAAAAAGUGGCCAGGAAAUGACCUACCAAAUUUCAAGAAAAAUCCAUCUCAGCUUAAAGUCUUACACGAGUUGGUUGAAGAAUUAGAGGAAGAUUGCACAUAUAUGACAGUGGGCUUUAACAAAGAAGCCAUCCGUAAGCACAUCUUGGACAUUUUAAAUGAACGGCGCAGACAUGUUAGAAAUGGACAUGAUUAUACAAAGGUAUGACCAUGUUUUUUUUUUGGAUCCUGUGUUUGUAGUUAUGCACCCAUAGGUAAAUUACAUGGUUUCCUUGACAGGUGGAUAAGGCUAAGAAGAAGCAAUCAGCUCAGGUGGCUUCAUGUAAACCAGAUGAUACACAAACUGAAAAUGAUGAGUGUACCCAGCCUGAAAACAGUGAUGGUGGUGAUACUGAAGAUGUGCGUUCAUCUGAUGAUAGCCAGUCAUGUAGCAGUGCUUCUUCCCCUUCAGCCUCAAUACUGCCCUCAUCUGAGGAUGAUGAGAGCAAUAAAGGUAUUUUUGGACUGUAUUUACUAUUUGCCAGACUUUAAACAGAGUCCUCAUUUCUCGGAAAAUAAAGGAAUGGACACCCAAAACAGCACAAAAAUAUUUCAGUGAAUGAUACUCAACUUCAUCGUCUCAAUGCCUUCUUUUUCAUGCAUGUUGCUACAAAAUCAUGCACCACACAUUUUAAAAAUCAAGGGCAUAACCUCUUGUAUCAUUUUUUGCUACUGUCCAAAAAACAAAAAAUUGCAACCUUUUUUUUACUCUUUGUUGACUUGCAGUUUCUAAAAAAAAUAUACUCAAAUAGAGCCCUUAUUCACUCACAACUGUUUUUGUUAUUGUAAAAAAAAUUGACUCCAUUUUUCUAUUGUUUGUACUGUUAUUGAUCAUAGAAAUGAUGGCAUAAAAUAUUGAAAACUUUAAAAACCACCGAGUUUUGAACAUUUUAUGACGUCAUUUCUAUGAUCAAUAAGAGAACAGACAAUCCCUGUGGUGAUAUCAAUGUUGGAAGCAGUUCCCAAGAUAUGGUCCCUCUUACUUGGUAGGGUUAAAUUAAUAUUAUAGCUUACUAUAGGGAGUUGGGUUAACUAUAAUUAUAAUAGUGCCAAUGAUAUUAUUGUUAACUUUCUUUAUCUUUUUCUUUUCUCACAAGGCAUUCCUAUGGCUUCAGCUAAACUUAUAGUGCGAUGUGCCUUCAAUGAAGUUCGAGUGGUAGACAUAUCACGUUCACAGUUGCAAUCAGCUGCUAAAACAUUAAAGGUUCCCAUUAAAGAAUCUGAAUCAAGGUCAAAGGAGGUGUUGAUUUCCAAUGUUGCACAAGCUCUUGUCAGUAAAGGAUUUGUUAAAAUACCACCCAAAGAGAAAAUUUCAAGAGAUGAUGUUCAGAUCUUGAAGCCUUUUUAA